AUGGUCCGGGAUAUUUUUCGCGACUCGACCAUUGGCCAAGCUAUCAACCACAUAUCCAACGGCCGUAUCUUUCCCUACGCUGAGCAGCGGCCCGCUUUUCAGGUGCCUUUACAUUUUUUACCCGUGAAACCACCUUCGACCAUAUUGUCUCCCGAUUCCGACGCGAUAACGCUGUGCAAUGCGGAAACGCCCAGAGACACAAUGCCUCGGGUGGAACUCACGAGGGAGUCGACUUUGGCUGUGGAUGUUGAGGCGGAGAAGCAUUGGGAUUCUUGUACUGUAGGAUGGUACAGUGACGACGACCAAGAUAAUCCGAGAAACUGGUCCCCAGCAAAACGCGCAUUUGUCGCAUUCUGUAUCAGUUUCCUGACCUUUAGUGUGUACAUUGGCUCAGCCAUCUACACUCCGUCUAUUCCCGGAUUGAUGAUCGACUUCAACGUCUCCCAGACCACGGCUACGCUGGGUCUCACGCUGUACGUUCUAGCAUACGGCAUUGGACCCAUGUUUUUGGCGCCCCUGCAAGAAAUUCCCAGUAUAGGUCGAAACCUGGUCUAUAUGGCCACACUAUUCUUGUUCAUCAUCUUCCAGAUACCUAUCGUUAUGGCAAAAAACAUGAGCACUGUCCUAGCGUUUCGCUUCCUUACUGGGUUCGUGAGCAGCCCUGCACUCGCUACGGGAGGUGCUUCCAUGACUGAUAUCUACCCUGUGAACCACAUCUCGUACGUGCUGGGUAUCUGGGCACUUGGAGGGGUUGCUGGUCCCAUCCUUGGCCCAGUUAUUGGAGGGUUUGCAGCUCAGGCGAAUGGAUGGCGAUGGCCUCAGUAUGAACUUAUCUGGAUAGUCAGCUUCGCCCUGAUCUUCCUUCUUCUCCUUCUCCCUGAGACUUACGGGCCUACGAUCUUGUUGAAACGAGCACGGCGGCUGAGGAAGUUGACGAGAAAUCAACAACUGCGAUCUCAGAGUGAGAAGGAUUUAGAGGGGGAGUCAUUUACGGCGGUGAUGAAGGAGGCCCUCAUUCGUCCCUUCAUCUUGGCCAAAGAGCCUGUGUUGAUGUUUUCCAAUCUUUACAUUGGCUUUGUUUAUGCUAUAUUUUAUUUGUGGUUCGAGGCAUUUCCGUUGGUCUUUACAGAUAUCUACCACUUUCGCCUUGGUAUCAGCGACCUGCCCUUUCUUGGGUUCAUCGUUUCUGCUGCGAUUACUUACGCUGUAUAUGUCAUCUACCUAAAAUACCGCAUCGCACCCCUUUUCGCAAAAGCUCGCACCACAGGAGUCGAUGUCUUGCCUGAGAUUCAUCUCGAGAUCGGACUCAUGGCUAGUAUCUUUAUCCCGACGAGUCUCCUCAUCUUUGGGUUCACAGCAAAGGAGAGCAUCCACUGGAUCUUCCCUGUUAUCGGGGCUGCCCUUUACCACCCUGGCAUCUACUUUAGCUUCCAGAGUAUCCUGACGUAUGUGACGUGUGCAUAUCCUGCGUAUGCUGCAUCGGUUCUCGCGGGAAAUACUCUCUUUCGCUCGACGGUUGCCAGUGUCUUUCCGUUGUUUGGCCGUGCAUUCUUUCUUAACCUUGGUCUGGGCCCGGGAUCCGCUCUUUUGGCUGGUAUCUCCUUCUUGCUCAUACCGGUGUUCUGGUCGCUGUGGAAAUGGGGCCCUGUGUUACGGAGGCGAUCGGUAUAUGCCUUUAGCUCAUGA
Messenger RNA from Guyanagaster necrorhizus, 1686 nucleotides. Its product is annotated as MFS general substrate transporter. Gene Ontology annotation, molecular function: fluconazole transmembrane transporter activity. The record is from RefSeq and is a predicted model, not a curated record. The coding region runs from base 1 to 1686 and encodes 561 amino acids. Gene Ontology annotation, cellular component: plasma membrane. NCBI's taxonomy places the organism in Eukaryota, Fungi, Basidiomycota, Agaricomycetes, Agaricales, Physalacriaceae. The transcript has 6 exons. Gene Ontology annotation, biological process: xenobiotic detoxification by transmembrane export across the plasma membrane.